AUGGACGAUUCAGUAGCCACGCCGAGCUCGUUGAAGCAAGAGGGAGCCGAAUCUAUUAGCCAGACCCAACCUACGAUCAAUCCUUCCAUACCUGAAGAUACUGCUACUACCAACGACCUCGUCCCAUCUACUGAAGCAUCCGAGUUCCCUCCCCCUCUUCCAGCGCAAGAUGAAGCUAUCCAACCAAUAGUACCAGCAGUCUCUGCUAAUCCACUUGAUGCGCCUCCAUCUCCUCCACCCCAAGAUGAACCAGAAGGAGAGCCGGAGGAUGCGGAAAUGGGCGGCAUAGAAGAAGAUACAAAGCUCGAAGGGGAAAGUCCAGAGAAAGAUGCACGUGAAUCGCAAGAUGCUCUGGCGCCUGUCGCAUCUGAGGGACAGCCUGCUCAAUCCAAAUCAUCAUUAGAAGCCACAGCACGUUCUCACCUCGUUGCGCAGACCCACUCCAUCAUCUUGCCAAGCUACAGCACUUGGUUCGAUAUGCACCAAAUACACAACCUGGAGAAGAAAUCGUUACCUGAAUUCUUCAAUCACCGUAAUCGCAGCAAGACACCAGCUGUGUACAAGGACUACCGAGAUUUCAUGAUCAAUACCUAUAGAUUGAAUCCGGUGGAAUAUCUUACAGUCACAGCAUGCAGACGAAAUCUUGCUGGUGAUGUUUGCGCCAUCAUGAGAGUUCACGCGUUCCUUGAGCAAUGGGGCUUGAUCAACUACCAAGUUGAUCCUCAAACACGUCCAUCAAACAUCGGUCCUCCAUUCACAGGCCAUUUCCGUAUCACAGCAGACACACCUCGAGGGCUUCAGCCUUUCCAGCCAGGUCCAAACGCCUUUCAAACACCAGGGAAACCACACUCAUCUACCGAACGAGCAGCGUCCGCCACACCUGCCUCAAAAGCAGAUCUCCAUCUCGAAAUUCGACGGAACAUUUUUGACGACAAAGGAAAAGCGAUCACGCCAGCUGACGAGAAGGACAAGCAGGCUGAUGGUGAAGGAGCUACCACGAACGGUGCUGGGUUGGGCGAUUCGGCAGUCAAGGCAAUGGACGAAGCGGCAAAAGAACCCAAAAAGACCUUUAACUGCUACUCUUGUGGGAUCGACUGCACUCACCUACGAUUUCACUAUGCCAAGGCAGAUCCUACGAGCACAAAUCAGCAGGAGGUGAAGUACGACUUAUGCCCCAAUUGUUUUGUCCAAGGGAGAAUGCCAAGCACACACCGAGGGUCAGACUUUGUCAAACUCGAAGAGCCAGAAUAUACAACGAUACCUGACAAAGACGCGCCUUGGACUGAUUCCGAAACAUUGCUGCUGCUGGAAGGUCUAGAAAAUUUUGACGAUGACUGGACAUCCAUUGCAAACCACGUAGGCACCAGAACGAGAGAAGAGUGUGUCAUGAAAUUUCUACAGCUAGAGAUUCAAGACCAGUACCUCGACGACGAGCCCAGUCAGACUUCUCUCCGCGGGCUGAACGGACGACAACCAAUAACCCAGCUCGAAAACCCCAUCAUGACCGCCGUUGCUUUCAUGGCUCAAAUGGCUGAUCCAACGGUAGUAGCCGCCGCCGCAGGCCGAUCUGUCGAAGCAAUGCGAAAAGACCUGCGUGAAACCCUAGAGAAAGGCAUGGGAGGCAUGUCCCUAGACAAGGACAAAAGGAAUUUCAAACCGUCUAACGGUGACGUCAAACACGAAGACUCCAUGGAUGUUGACGCCACAAACACCUCUCUACAAGCAGCACCGAUCAGCGAAACAAACACCAACGGUAACACUGCCUCGAACCCCUUACCAACAACAACAACCCCAGCAGCGACAGCUUCCACAAUCGGCCUAUCCCUCUCCGCCGCCCGGUCCUCCGCCCUAGCCUCCCAUACCGAGCGCGAAAUGACGCGCCUUGUUUCCGCCGCGGUGAAUCUAACCCUCCAAAAAUUUGAGCUCAAGCUCCGCCAAUUCAGCGAGAUGGAACAAAUCGUCCAAGCGGAACGAAGAGAUCUGGAGAAGGCGAGACAACAGCUAUUUCUCGACCGGCUCAGUUUCAGGAAGCGGGUCAGGGAUGUGGAGGAAGCAUUUCGGGGCGCGAGGGAGAAGGGGGCUACGGAGGAGGGAUGGAGAGCGGUCAUGGAGGCAGUGGGCUUGGCCGGUGACACUGGAGGGGCGAAGCGGUUUGCGUUUGAAGCGAGUGCUGCUGAGGAAGUGCAGCCGCUGAGUGUGGAGGGUGGUGCGGCGGAUUACAAGACGCUAGAGCUGUGA
Messenger RNA from Endocarpon pusillum Z07020, 2238 nucleotides. RefSeq lists its product as uncharacterized. Lineage: Eukaryota; Fungi; Ascomycota; Eurotiomycetes; Verrucariales; Verrucariaceae. The coding region runs from base 1 to 2238 and encodes 745 amino acids. Gene Ontology annotation, molecular function: histone binding; DNA binding. The transcript has 3 exons. Gene Ontology annotation, cellular component: SWI/SNF complex. Gene Ontology annotation, biological process: positive regulation of DNA-templated transcription. The record is from RefSeq and is a predicted model, not a curated record.